This is a messenger RNA of Camelus dromedarius (Arabian camel), 927 nucleotides long. RefSeq names its product keratin-associated protein 11-1. Gene Ontology annotation, cellular component: keratin filament. NCBI's taxonomy places the organism in Eukaryota, Metazoa, Chordata, Mammalia, Artiodactyla, Camelidae. The transcript has a single exon. The record is from RefSeq and is a predicted model, not a curated record. Gene Ontology annotation, molecular function: structural molecule activity. Bases 41 to 532 code for a protein of 163 amino acids.
CUAGCUUCAGCGAGUUACCCACAUCUGUCUGUCUGGCAACAUGUCCUACAACUGCUCCACAAGGAAUUGCUCUUCCAGGCUGAUUGGGGGACAAUACACUGUCCCCGUGACCCCUGUUGUCACAGCUUCUACCCAGGAUGCUGACUGCCUGAGUGGCAUCCAUUUGCCCAGCUCCUUCCAAACUGGCUCCUGGCUCCUGGACCACUGUCAGGAGAUCUGCUGUGAGCCCACUGUUUGCCAGCCAACGUGUUACCAGCAAACUUCUUGUGUUUCCAGCCCUGUCCAGGUGACCUGCUCUCGACAAACCAACUGUGUCUCUAAUCCCUGCUCAACUGCCUACAGCCGGCCGCUCUCCUUUGUCUCCAGUGGCUGUCGGCCCCUGGGCGGCAUCUCUACUGUGUGCCAACCAGUGAGAAGCGUCUCCACUGUCUGCCGGCCAGUGGGAGGAGUCUCCACCAUCUGCCAGCCAGCCUGCGGGGUCUCCAGGACGUACCAGCAAUCUUGCGUGUCCAGCUGCCGAAGAACUUGCUAAGUGUGCAGGAGCCAGUGAGCGAAUCAAGCCUCUAUGACCUGUCAGCUGUGUUUCCAGGAUCUUCCAACAUGCUGUCUGUCCCUGAAGAAUUCUUCAUUGCUGACUGCUAUUCUAACUGCCUGAUUGCUGGCUGCCAGCCCUGAAUAAGCUGCCUUUGGCCAUCUAAGAGUUUCCUGGCCAGCACCAAUCUUAUUUUAAGGGUUUGAUCACCGGUGGCACGUAUACCUCUGGAUGUUUCCAGAAAUUUACCACCCACGCGCAAGUCUCUAAUGGUUUUGGCACGUCUUGACCUUUCUGCUUUGUCUGGCUUCUGGCUUCUGUUUUUGUGCCUCUGAAAAAGGGAACUUGUCUCACUCUGUGUUUCUCAAUAAACCUUCAUUGCUUGGCAUUGCAAA